AUGGCUCCGAAAGCGGCGCACGCCACUGAAGAUAUUCAGUCUCCCAUUGACCUCACCACUGUUCCACCGUUUUGGAAACGCAAGAAUGGCAUUCUUUUGUAUUUCUUGCUUACUUCCUCGCUGUUUGCUAGUAUGGCCCUUGGCAUUGAUGGCUCCAUGACCAACGCCCUCCAGACCCUCGAGAGCUGGCAAGAUCGCUUUGGACACCCCACUGGCUCCAAACUUGGCUUCUUCGGUGCUUCCAACGCCAUCGGAGGUGUUAUACCGUUCAUCUUCCUUGGUUGGAUCAGCGAUGUCGCCGGUCGUCGUGUCCCAACUGCGAUGGGAUCGGUCAUCAUCAUCGCUGGUGUCAUGGUUCAACUCUUUGCGACCUCGCUCAAUAUGUUCAUCGGCGGCAAGAUUGUUCUCGGAAUUGGCUCCUCGCUUAUUCAAAUGGGUGCUCCAGUCUUGGUCACCGAGCUCUCGCAUCCCAAGGAGCGUGUCCAAAUCACGACGCUUUACAACACCAACAUUGUGCUGGGUUAUGUCAUUGGUGCAUGGGCGACAUACGGGUGCUUUCGCAUUCCCAACCAAUGGUCAUGGAAGCUCCCCACUCUGGUUCAAGUUGUUCCAUCCGCAUACCAGCUCAUCCUCAUCUUUUUCUGCCCGGAGUCGCCUCGUUGGCUGAUCGCAAAGGGCAAGGUUGACAAGGCUCGGGAGAUUCUGAUCAAGUACCACGGUGAAGGCGAUUCCGACAGCGAAUUGGUCAAAUUCGAAUGUGCUGAGAUUCAGCAAGUCAUUGCUGAAGAAGCUGAGCAAAACAUGACAUGGAAGGAGUUCUUUUCAUCUAUCCCCAACCUCAAGCGCAUCGCACUAUGCUUCGCUACGGCGCUGUUCAGUCAGAGCUCUGGCAACCUGCUUGUCUCCAACUACUUGACACAGAUUCUGAAAGACACGGGUAUCGAGGCGGAGAAGGACAUCACUCUCGUCAACGGCAUGGUUACUCUCUGGCAGUACAUCGUUGCUAUCACCAUGACUCUUCUGGUUGACAAGUUCAAGCGCCGCACUUUCUUCCUCGUGGGAUCCGGUGGUGUUCUUGUCACGUUCAUCAUGUGGACCAUCGCCGCCAAGCAGUACCUUGAGGGGUCCUUGGCGGGUGGGCGAGUCGUGUUGGCCUGCAUCUUCCUAUUUCAAGGCUUCUACACUUUCGGAUGGACAAAUCUGGUCGUUACUUAUCCUCUCGAGAUCGUCACAUAUCAGAUGAGAGCCAAGACUUGGGCAUUCGUACUGCUCACUAUUCAGGUCUCCUCUAUCUUUGGUGGCUACGUCAACCCGAUUGGCCUGGAGGCUAUUGGAUGGAAGUUCUACAUCUACUACUGUGUCUGGGUCGCUAUCAUCUUCUUGGUCGUCUACUUCUUCUUCGUUGAGACAUCUGGACCUACGCUGGAGGAGCUUACGUAUCUGUUUGAGGGGAAGGAUGCGAAGCAGGAAAUGGUCAAGGAGAUUGAGGUUAAGAAGGAGGAACAUGACUUCAUUCAUGAGAAAGGAGUCUGA
Fusarium oxysporum Fo47 is the source of this 1533-nucleotide messenger RNA. Its product is annotated as general substrate transporter. Gene Ontology annotation, biological process: transmembrane transport; carbohydrate transport. NCBI's taxonomy places the organism in Eukaryota, Fungi, Ascomycota, Sordariomycetes, Hypocreales, Nectriaceae. The record is from RefSeq and is a predicted model, not a curated record. Bases 1 to 1533 code for a protein of 510 amino acids. Gene Ontology annotation, cellular component: membrane. Gene Ontology annotation, molecular function: carbohydrate:proton symporter activity. The transcript has 2 exons.